Molecule: messenger RNA, 7934 nt
Organism: Monopterus albus (swamp eel)
Lineage: Eukaryota; Metazoa; Chordata; Actinopteri; Synbranchiformes; Synbranchidae
Product: zinc finger protein 518A
Exons: 3
Coding region: 521-4696 (1391 amino acids)
Source: RefSeq, a predicted model, not a curated record
GUGUUUUUACGAAGAUUUCGAAAAACAGUAAUGCCAGCAUAAUUCCAGUUUAGUGAUAGCCGAUAUAACUACUGUCUACGAAAAAAGUAAUUUAAGGCACUAGUUUGGUAUUUGACAAGCAAUACAUAUUCAUCCGCUUCUACGUGAGUGUCAAGACCACAGCAGUACCCGGAUGGACUGUCAUGGCCGCCGUCGCUGUGGUUCCACAGAGAGGAGAGAAAGAAGACAAAUGUUUGUGCUAUGUUUUUUUUAAGCUUAACCAUCUUUUAAUAAUGUCGGACGUUGAUGGGACGCUGCCAGAACUUCCAUCGAGUUCAUAGCUUAUUGUUUCCUCUUGUGGCCACUGGGGCAGGGGAAACCCAGCUUCACCAGCAUCAACCAUCAACUACCAGUGGGUGCUUUCUUUCUUCUGGCCCCAGGAGUCAGAAGUGAGUCCAAUACACCUUGGUGCACAAGAAUGACACUGCAUUUGAAAGCAUACUUGGACAAGUGACACAAAGAUAUCUGCAAAUUUAUAACUAUGGAAGAAGACUUCACAAUACCUCAUGAUUCUGACAAAAACAGCAGCAUAUCAGUGAUAGAGGAUGAAAAAGAAAAGGUAAAGGACUUUGCGUAUAAACCUUUCAGAGAAGUGCCAGAUGGGUCACUCUUGCAUAAUGCAGAAGAAUCUUCCAUUAAGGAACAUGGGAGUUCCACCAAGAAAGAUAAACAAUCUCUCAAUAAAUCCCAAUGUAAAAUUCAGCAAGGAGCCGUUUUCUCUGGAAAGAUUCUGAGUUUUGGAUGCUCUGUUUGCAAAGACGAUUCCACAUAUAGCCCCAACGAUCUCCUUAAACAUUUUAAAGCAGCUCAUAAAGGAAUCCUUCCUACAUACCCUUGUGAACUUUGCAGUUUUGUCACAAAUGAGUUCCCUGUCCUUCAGCGCCAUCGGAUUGAGCACAGGAAUACUCUUGUUACAUGUGAACUCUGCAGCGAUGAUGUUCAGUACUCUCUGCUUUUGCUUACCAGACAUUACAUCAUGUGUCACAGUCUAAAUGGACAGUUUAACUGUGACUGGUGUGAGUUCACCACUUUGGAUGCAGGAACAUUUGUCCAGCACAUCCAUCAUCAUAAUGAGAGUCCUUGGAAGUGUUCCAAAUGCAGACAUAUCAGCUUGAAUGAAGAUGAUCACCAGAAGCAUGUGAAAGCUCACUCGGGCACGUUUCCCUUUACUUGUCAGAUGUGUGGAUAUGGUGCAGCAAGAGAGGAGUACCUGAAAAAACACACCGCAGCUGUUCACAAAGAGGAGACUGAGAGAAGGCAUCCCUGGAAGGCUGUAGAUGAUAGCAGCACUCCAGCAAAUUCGUCUGCAAGCUUAAAACUUAUAAGAAAGAAUAGUGAAUCACAGGAGACUCAGAGGAUAUCAAAACUGAACUGUCUCUCUGGGAGUUUACCGAACCAGAAUGGCAGGCUAAGCAAGCCAGAGUUAGGCCUGUCUUUAGAGGGCACCCACUACUUUGUGGAUGGGAAUGUAGUAAGUAAGGACAACAAAAAUUGGAGCAAAUGCACUAAUAACGCAGAACAAUCAACACCAGUGAUGUUACAGGAAUGCGACAACUCUGCAAGCUCUGAUACUGCAAGUCACAGCAACCCUAAUGGACUGACUGUUCUGAUGGUAAAGAACAAAAUUUCUCUCCCCCCUAACUGUACAACCAAAGUGAUGGGAUUCAAAAUGGUCGAUGGUAAAAAGCACUUAGUUCUCAAAGUAAUACCAACAGCAAAGCAAGACUCAUGCACUCAGAAGCAUUCCUCAGUAGAAGAAGUGGACUCCUCAAAAAUAAAUUCUGUGUUGGAUAAAAGUAACAUCUUUAUUGAGAAUGGGGAAUGCUCUCACAGCAAGAGCCCAACAGCACAUUGCUUUGCCACUUUGCCAAGAGAUGGAUCUUGCACACAGAUGGAUCAAGAAGAAAUUAUGGCAGUAAAAGUAAAGAUUGAGGAGGAAGAAACCUCUGUGCACAACUUUGAUCCCACCCCACAUAGAAAUGAUGCAGGUGACCAAACUUAUUCUUUACUAAAUAGAUCUUCAGCUUGUGCAGAUAGGUCAAGUCCCACGACAAACAAGUUUGAUCUUGUGUGUGACCAAAGUCAACCAAGUCAAAAAACCUGCUCAGAGAAAAGUGCAUUUGAUAACUCAGUCUCUGCAAUAUUUACCUUGGAUUCGACCAGCUAUUGUGAUUCUCAAGCCAGUGUUACUUCAACAGUAUGUUCUGGUAACCUAACCGGUUUAUCUAAAGUUUCAAAAGUUGUUCAGGAAACAGUGGUUUCCAGACUAGUCUCCAAAAUAUCUACUGAGAACCAUGGGGCCGUAGAUGAGUUUUCAUUGACUGAUACAGUAGCAGAUACAAUCACUCACGAACACAAAGGGAGCGCUUGUUUUAACAAUAUAGAAAAUGAUGAACAGUCUUCUCAGAAUACUGCAGAAAAUACUGAUCGAGUUAGAACAGAGACUGAACAUAAAAAUGGCAGUCAAAAUUUUAAAAACAUUUCAACAGAUCCUGUACUGGCAUCAGAGUCAUCCACACUCAAUUCAGGUAGUGACAGAGAAAGUGUCGUGGACUUUGAAAACUGCACACACAGUUCACCAAACCAAGAAGUAUUUUCCUUUCACAACUAUUCAAAGGAAAUGUUCUCUACUUCACCUAACACUACCCAAAGCUUUUGCAGUAUGUCCAGACACUUAGCAGAUGAAACUGCUUGUGAAUCAUCACAGUUUAGCCUGUCACUGGCAGAAUCUCCACAGUCGUUUAUGGAAAGUAGCAAUGGAGAAGACUCAAUUCAAGAAGAGAGUCGCGAACACAAGAAAAUGUCAGAUAGUGACGUUGAACUUGAUAAAUGUACAUCUAAUGUUGAUGAUCCUCUCACUGAAAAUGAAAAUGCUGAGUCAGUGCUUCAAGACUUUAAUAUUAUAAAAAUUGAGGAGGAGAACAUUCCUAUACCUAAAAAACAGUCAGAAACAAAGAAUAGUUCAACUUCUUUGGGCAGUUUUUUGGAAGAACAUUCAGAUGUAAUAAUUAACCAACAACUCAGUAAGGAAAGAGGACGAUCUUUGAGUGCAAGCAAUGAUUCUUCUUCAAAACAAGCAAAAACAAUACGAAUUCUUCAGUUGCCAGAGGGUAAGCAGCCACUACUCCUGAGGACUACUGAGAAUCGAUUUGCCAUGCCAGUGCAGGUCAAGGCCACACCAGGUUUCAAACUGAUAACUAAUUCAUCAAAUCCUCAGAUCAAUGUAUCCUACAUGAAGCCAUCAAAUAACCCUACUAAUGUAACCCUUGCUCCAAACAGCAGGAGGUUAGGUGCAUCAGUACCAGUGGCGGGGGCUUCUGAAAAAGGGACAGGUUUUCUCUCUGCUGUUCAACCAGGUGUUAGUACCUCUAAUCACUACCUUAUCAACAGCCCAGUUUUUAAGGGACCUGUACUGCUUUCAAGCACACCACAUAGUACAGCUUCGGAAAAAAUCGCAAAGACACAGCCUACCUGCUACUUGGUACAGAGGUCUGUUCCAUUUGUUCAGACCCCAAUUAAUCCUGGCCUCAAACUGGCAAGUACACAGUUCCCCCCGAACUCACGACCAGUUAUUGCCAUGCCAAUGAGCUCUACAGACAAACCCAGCACUCUGCAACCUGGCCGCCAGGCAUUCUUGCUCCGGUACAUUUCUCCAUCCAAAUCAGGCCUACUUCUGAACAACCAAGACACAAAGACUGGCGCUCAUUGUGGCCAAGCCAGUGAAAGUACUGGAAACAAAGUCAUAUUUAAAAUUGUUGCUCCUACCGGUAGCCUUCUUACAAGUGGUGCACCCACAUCAAGUAGUCAGCCUUUGUUUUUGGCCACCAGACCUCAAACCCAGUGUUUUCUAGUGUCACCAAACAAAAGUAAUGGAAAUGCCUCCAAUGGAGUCAAGAAAUUGAUCACCACACAAAAUAUGGCACAGAAAGAUGUGAGAGAUUCUUGCAUUUUGCCCUCUCACAUGAAUGUAAAGUUACAACUGGGUGAAGCAGAAAGACCAAUUCUAGCCCCAAGGCCAAUUCGGCCCCCAAGCCAAAGGAAAAGGCGCAGGAAACCAGUAUUUGAUGAGCUUCCAGCAACAAUGCAUAAAACUAGAAGACUUGCAAAUAAAGUUCUGCCUGAGAAAGAGACUUCUGUGUUAUGGAGGCCUGUAGCCAAAGAAGUUGAAAGGACACUGAGACUUGCCCCAUUCAGUUGUGAACAGCUGAUCAGAUGUCCUCAUAGAUACCAACCUGUAGUGGUGCUCAAUCAUCCAGAUGCUGACAUUCCAGAAGUGGCUAAUAUCAUGAGGGUUGUUAACAGGUACAAAGGUGCUGUUACUAAGGUCUCUCUGUCUCAGAAAACAAUCCAGGCACUCUCUGAGCUUGAUGCACUAGCAAAGAAUUCCUCAGCCAAAGCUGUGUCGUCUCAGAGGAACGAUCCUAGACCUCGGCCAAUUGAGAGUUCUGUCAGAGAGCGAUUCCUUUUGAAACUGAAAUUAAGGAAAAAGAGCAAAAAAAAGUAUGAGGUCGUGGAAGCUUUAUCGGGUUGUAGACAAGCAUCUGUGGUGUUUGACUGUUGGUUUUGUGGUCGGCUUUUCAACAGCCAAGAAGACUGGAUUGGCCAUGGCCAGCGGCACCUCAUGGAGGCAACCAGAGACUGGAAUAAACUGUUCUAAAAGUCAGUCACCUUUCAAUAGCUUGAUAUUCUGCCCUUUUGAGGUGGAACAGAUUGAAGUUGUAUAUUUUUAAUGACCUUCCACUAUAUGCUUAUUAAGUCUUUGUUCAUGUAAGUACAUUUUCUUAAGAAGUUUUUCUUUUCAUAGGUGCUAGCAUGAUUUGCAUCAUGUAUGCACAGGUCAAACUGAACUGUGAAAAUGGUACACUGUAAUUAGGAGUUUUGGUAAAAGCACUGGCAUAAAAAAAUGGGACAAUAUCAGCAAAGGUUGUAUGCAGACUUGGACAAAAUUACUCAGGUGAUUUCAUAUUAAACUAGUAUGCCAUUUUUGCUUAUACAUUUAAUAAACUAAGGCCUUGUAUAAGGGACUUUAGUAUAUUUUACUAUCCUGCAUAUCAGGACAAGAAAUAGUAUUUGUAUAGCUUAUGUCUAAAACUUGUAGACAAAUUCAGUUUGCAAUUGUGAUGAAAACACAUGGUCUGGUCCAAAAUAUUCCUUUUUUAUGUGGUGUUUUAAUUAAAUGGGGUAUCAUUUUAUACUACUCUGUUAUCAACCUGCAGCAUGCAUUUGUUGUAAUUAGAGCUUGAGGUUCUUCAUGAUAAUCGCUUUAUGCCCAGUUCAGGCUACAUGAUGUUUUUUUUGCCUGAUACGAUGGUCACUAUCCGUGGGUUUUCUUCGGGUACUCCGGCUUCCUCCCACAGACCAAAGACAUGUAGCUUAGGUUGAUUGGUGGUUUUAAAUUAGCUGUAGGACUGAGUGUAAGCAUGUGUGGUGGUUUGUCUACAUGUUAUCCCUGUAGACUGGUGACCUGUCCAGUGUUAGCCGGGAUUGGCUCCAGCCCCCCGUGACCCUAUUCAGCAAUAAGCAGUAUAGACACUGGAUGGAUGGACUUUGUGUCCGAAUGCCAUGAAGUUUCCCAGAUGCAGUACUGGUUGUCAUUUAUCAUGACACACUAUACGAGAUGAAACGAUCGAUUGUCAUCGUCAUUGUUGUCGGGCUUAAAUCAUGUAGUCUGAACCGGGCAUUAGUCUGCAAAGUGUUGCAGUGACAAAUGAUUUUAUAAAAUGCUAUAUUAAGCAGGGAUGCUUCUCUGAUUAUUGUUGAUACUUGAGGAGAACAGAUCAGCUCAUAAUACACCCUAUGCAGUAUAUUCAAAGUAAAUGUCAGCAGCUCUGACUGUUUGCUUGUACUCAUGUUGUGGAUCAUGUGACUCCACAUUUGGGUUGUGAAUUUAAUGAUGAGCUUAAAGUUCCCAUAAAUUUGCUUAAAAUUGUUUUGUAGAUUAUAAUGUGUCGUGAAAGAUGCUGGUACAAGAUCUUAACAUCAAGAAAGGCUUAAUAUGAAAGUGUCAGAGAUUCUUACCUUUAAAUUGUUCUUGGUUCAAUAAAAUGUUUAUUAAAAACUUUGAGUUGAUUUUUUAAUAGUUGGUUCAUUGUUUUUCAUACUUUGUAGACAUUUUAGGUGUAGUAGGGAGCCCUGAAUGUGACCCAUUUAUUUCACUUUUUAUUGCCUUGUUGUACUGUAAACCUGUUCACUGGCAUCAAGUUCAAGAAUGCUGUACAUACUGUACAUUUAUUUUAAUGUUGCAUUUAAAAUAGUUUUUAAAAAUGCAACAGGACAUGGAUUUUAUUUUCUUCGGGAAUUGUAAUGAUUGUAUUGCAUGAUGUUGAACCAUGGAAAUGAAUGUUUUAUUCCAUUCAAUAUGCAAAGGUUUCUUAACAAUGCAAGCCAUGUUUUUUUUUUCUUUUCAAAAAGGUUGUAAAUGGCUGGCCUCCAGGUUUUGACCUCAACAGGAUUCAUUUUCCACCAACAUUUGCGAAAUGUUUAAAUCAGCUGCUCCAGUCAGCAUCAGGGCUUUUUAUUCAGUUUGGUUAAUUAUCUGAUAUCAUUUCCUAUGGAACACACUGUAUAUAAAUGUAGCAGUAGUAGCCCCCCUUCACUGAUAUUUGUGAGUUACUAAUGAAACCAAAAGUGGUGACCUGUCCAGAGUGUGUCCCACCUCUCGCCCAAUGACCCUCUGAAUAAGUGGUAUACUGUAGAUAAUGGAUGGUUAAUGAAAUAAAACAUUAACUUUCAUUUAGCUCGGUGUGCUUUGACAUGGUCUUCUUUAAAAGGAACUGUUCAAUGUAGAACAUGGAAACAAACACUGAAGAAGGCUGUCAUUUAAGUCUGUGUUGUGUACAGAGCUGGAGUCAGGACAUGGUUAGCCUAGCUUACAUUAAAGACUGAAGGCAGGAUAUUAGGGCUCUGUCCAAAGUACACCCACCGACACCUGUAAAGCUCCCUAAACUUGCUGUAUCUGCUUCAUUCAUUCACAUGCAAACAGGACUGUAAAAGCUGAGCUGAAGUAUUGUGAGGAUGGCCAUGCACCAUAUAUUAUAACUCUUCCUUAAAACAAACAAACCUAGCUAGCUCCAAAAAGCUAACUCCCCUGACAACACUGAAGCCCUUUUUUAAAGAAAAACUGUGUUGUUCUGUUAACUUUAGUAAUAACACCAAACCAAUGAGAACCUUUAUCAAAUUUGUCAUUUACAAUUCAGGUUAAAUUUACAAGUGAAGCUAGUGGUUUUGGUUUUAUGGGCAUAUUUAUGGCAUGAUAUUUAGUCUGCAAAACAUUUAAAAUAAGAGUUCACAGCUUGUAAAAUGUAUACUUAUUUGUUUUAAACAUGUAAGUUGUGUCCCAACCUGAAAUAUUAAUGUGGUUAAUAUUUCCUUUUUUAAAAUCAAGGGCUACAUUCUAAAAUGCUGCUUGCUUAAGGUGAUUUAAAAGUACAUAGGAUAAAGGAUUUAAUUUUGUCAUUGAACUUUUAUAUUCAGAGAUCUUCAUUUUUGACAUAAUGACAAUAUGUUGACCAUAUUUCUUUUGUCAUAUGGUCUAACAAGUUAAAUACAAGGCAGGUGAAAUUGAGCGUGUAGUACAUCCUUAAUGUAGUCAUUAUACACUGCUCUAGUCAGCCUACCUACUCUUGGAUGGCGUAAUUCCCAAACCCCCAUAUUAACGGCUUGAAUUGAUCAUAGCUAAAUGGAUGCAAACACCAAAUGAAUUCCAAGUUUCUUUUUGAGAGGUUUAUCUUUGUUUCUGGUCCAUGUGGUUUCAUUUAAAUUGUAGACCUUCAUAUCUUUGCUGAAUCUUUCCUCAUGCUAAGUGCCUCAAAUGUCCUUUGGCAGGUUGACACUUUGUGUACUGUAAUCUUUUGUUCAACUUAGUUAAUUUUUCUUUAAUAAAUGUAUGUAUUCAG